Messenger RNA from Ustilaginoidea virens, 1299 nucleotides. RefSeq lists its product as uncharacterized. NCBI's taxonomy places the organism in Eukaryota, Fungi, Ascomycota, Sordariomycetes, Hypocreales, Clavicipitaceae. The transcript is spliced from 3 exons. The record is from RefSeq and is a predicted model, not a curated record. Bases 1 to 1299 code for a protein of 432 amino acids. Gene Ontology annotation, cellular component: cytosol. Gene Ontology annotation, molecular function: tRNA-guanosine(34) queuine transglycosylase activity.
AUGACGAUCAAGCCAGCCCGCAACCCCGCGCAAGCCUUGUUCCUCGAGAGAAUGAGAGCCGCGGCGAAGACGGCUGCCAGCAUUUCUUCGUCUCCGGCUCUUACCUUUGAGCUCGUGGCCAGUUGCUCGACAACUCGGGCUCGGGCCUCUAUCCUGACUCUGCCGCAUGGCCCGGUUCAACUGCCCGUGUUCAUGCCGGUGGCCACACAAGCUUCGCUCAAAGGCAUCACCGCCCAGCAGCUCGAGGCAACCGGGUGCAGGCUAUGCCUGAACAACACGUACCACCUAGGACUGAAGCCUGGCCAAGCAGUUCUCGACGCCGUCGGCGGAGCCCACAAGCUGCAAGGCUGGAACCACAACCUCUUGACAGACAGCGGAGGCUUUCAGAUGGUCAGUCUGCUGAAGCUGGCCAAGAUUACCGAGGAGGGCGUCCGGUUCCUCAGCCCGCACGACGGAUCGCCCAUGCUGCUGACGCCCGAGCACUCCAUGUCCCUGCAGAACAGCAUCGGGAGCGACAUCAUUAUGCAGCUGGACGACGUGCUGGUGACGACUUCGCCGGACAAGGCCCGCAUGCGCGAGGCGAUGGAGCGCAGCGUCCGGUGGCUUGACAGGUGCGUGGCGGCGCACAAGCACCCCGACCGGCAGAACCUGUUCUGCAUCAUCCAGGGCGGGCUGGACCUCGACAUGCGGCGCGAAUGCUGCCGCGAGAUGCUGGCGCGGGACACGCCGGGCAUCGCCAUCGGCGGGCUGAGCGGCGGCGAGGCCAAGGACGACUACUGCCGCGUCGUCGAGACGUGCACGGCGCUCCUGCCGCAGCUGAAGCCCAGGUACGUCAUGGGCAUCGGGUACCCGGAGGAUCUCGUGGUCAGCGUGGCCCUGGGCGCCGACAUGUUUGACUGCGUGUGGCCGACGCGCACGGCCCGGUUCGGCAACGCCAUCACCAAGCACGGCGUGCUGAACAUGCGAAACGCGCGGUAUGCCAACGACUUUGGGCCCCUGGAGCCCGGGUGCGGAUGCAUGUGCUGCCGGCCGGGAGAAGAAGGCGGCACGGGCAUCACCCGGGCCUAUGUGCACCACAACGCGGCCAAGGAGACUGUGUCGGCGCACCUGCUCACCAUGCACAACGUGUGGUACCAGCUCAACCUGAUGAGGGAGGUGCGCCAGUCCAUCGUCGAGGAUCGCUUCCCGGCCUACAUCCGCCAGUUCUUUGCCAAUCUCUACAAGGACAAGACGGAGUAUCCUCAGUGGGCAGUGGAUGCUCUGCGCCGGGUGAAUGUAGAUUUGACGGCCGACGCAUAG